UUAUUUUCUCAAAAAAUGAGCUCCAUUUUUGGCUAAACCUCUUAGUUUCCGAGAUUCCCUAUUUAGACAUCCAAAAUGAAACACCCUGUACAUUUGAAGUUUUAGAGAUUUUGAUUUGAUUUGAAUCAUGUUCCCCAAAUCACUCUGUGUUUGUUAAAUAAAUUAACUUUUUGGCUAAUUUUUCGUAAAAUACUUCUUUUUGUUUCCUCUUCAUACAGCCAAAACUAAAAAUAUAGCGUUUUCCAGAAAGAAAUUAUAAAAAAACUUAGAUUUCCGUUCAAAUGGAAUCAAGUAAUAAUCGGGGAUAGAAUUAGGACUUUUCCAGAUUCCAAAUAGAUUCCAACUGUUUAUCGUUUAAUUGGAAACAAUUCACUUUGUAAAUGUUUUCAAAAAACAAAAUAAAUUACCUAUUUGUUAGCUUUCAAACUUCACAAUGUGACGUAUGAUGUCUACCUUGAAAAUUUCCUUUAAUUAUUAGAUUUUCUUCAGAUUUUAGAUAAAUAUUGCGUCAGCUGUCCAAAAUGUAUACCACUAACUUUUGUAAAUUAAAGAAAAAAAAACAAAAAAAAACAGAGAAAAGAAAAAUAAAAGAAGGUAAAAGUGUGUAGUGCAUGAUUAAAAGACACAAAAAGACUGACAAAUAAGAAGAUAAGAAUUCUUUUAAUUAUGCUUUAAUGACUUUAUAAACCUUGAAUAAAAGAAAAUAUAUAGAGUGAGUCUAUAAAAAUGUUUUAUUUUUUAUUUCUUUCAAUUUAAAAUACUGUUAAACAAAAUUGUAUACAAUACUGUAUAAUUAAACUAUGUUUAUCUAAAAUGUCAAGGCAUUUUAACAAUAAGACUUCUCCCUCUACAAUGAGCUUUUAGUCCGAUUUAAAUCACCCUGUAUUUGUCUAAAAUAAUCGAAUUAGCACAAAUUUUAUGUAAGUAGGUGGCAAUAUCGUUUUAAAAAUUAUGUAUCACUUAAUUGCAAGCAUAUAAACAUAAUUUUGCCUAAUUUUCCGCAAAAUGUUUCUGCAAAUACUCCUCCUUGUUUCCUCCACUUACGGCCAAAGCUCACAAAAAAACGUUUGUUUAAAUUUAGCCGAUUAUGCGUUUUCACAAUUGAGUACUAAUUGCUGGCACAAUCCCGAUGUCGGUUCGACUCCAGUGAGUGUUUUAAUAGAGUUUCAAGUGAAAAAUAACAUUUUCCAGAGCGAAAUUAUAAAAAGACAUGGAUUUCCGUUCGAAUCGCAUCAAGUAAUAACCGAAGAUGGAUACAAAUUAGGACUUUUCCGGAUUAAAAAUAGCGGACGUCCGGUAUUUCUCCAACACGGUAUCGCCUGUACUUGUUUAUCGUUUUUGUCAAUUGGAAACAAUUCACUUGCUUUCAAACUCCACAAUGCGGGGUAUGAUGUCUGGCUUGGAAACUUCCGUGGGACUAUUUAUUCAAAUAAACACAAUAAUUCGAAAAUAUCGGAGGAGAAUUAUUGGGACUUUAGUUUCUACGAAAUGGGAAUUUACGACGUGACAGCAAUGAUCGAAUUCGUGUCUAAAACAGUGGAAAAUAAACAGAAAAUUAUUUAUAUUGGACACUCGAUGGGUACAACAGCCUCAUUCGUGUAUGCAAUCACACGAAAAAAUCACUCUGAAAGGAAUUUAGACGCUUUGAUUUCGCUAGCACCAGUUGUGUACCUGAAACACGCCUAUUUCCCAAUCUCCAAUUUUGUGUCUUUGGCCCAACCAAUUCAGGCAAUUGCCAGUUUUUUUCAUAUCCACAAUCUCGGAAUGUCAAAUGCUGAAAAAGUUACAAGUCGGUUCAAUACAUGUUUGAACUCUUUCCAGAAAUUGAGAUGCGAAAUAAUGACUGAAAUAAUGAUGGCUUUGAAUUUAGAUUCACUCCCUGCGGAAUCCAUCCCGAUGUUUAUGACCCAAGCACCGGCUGGUACCUCAAUGAAGACAAUUCAACACUACUCCCAGGAAAUCAAAACUGGUCAAUUCCAAUUAUUUGAUUAUGGGACACUAAACCAGGGGAAAUAUGGUAGUGAAAACCCCCCAAUUCUAGAUCCUGCUCAAGUCCAAAUUCCCGUUUAUUUAUUGUACGGGAACAAGGACGCAAUCGGGGACGAAAUGGAUGUUUUCGAAUUGUUUAGAAGACUCAUGACGAAAAAAAUUAUAAAGAAAAUCCCCGAAAGUGAUGAAACAAAUUUCAAACAUUUAGACUUUUUGUACGGUCGUGAUAUAAACUACUUGUAUAAACCUUUGUUUGAAAUAAUCAACGCUGUUUAA
Tribolium madens (black flour beetle) is the source of this 2265-nucleotide messenger RNA. Its product is annotated as lipase member K-like. The record is from RefSeq and is a predicted model, not a curated record. The transcript has 6 exons. Gene Ontology annotation, molecular function: hydrolase activity, acting on ester bonds. Bases 1006 to 2265 code for a protein of 419 amino acids. Gene Ontology annotation, biological process: lipid metabolic process. NCBI's taxonomy places the organism in Eukaryota, Metazoa, Arthropoda, Insecta, Coleoptera, Tenebrionidae.